Molecule: messenger RNA, 2621 nt
Organism: Aphidius gifuensis
Lineage: Eukaryota; Metazoa; Arthropoda; Insecta; Hymenoptera; Braconidae
Product: tetratricopeptide repeat protein 17-like
Exons: 5
Coding region: 206-1384 (392 amino acids)
Biological process (GO): actin filament polymerization
Cellular component (GO): cytoplasm; actin cytoskeleton
Molecular function (GO): protein binding
Source: RefSeq, a predicted model, not a curated record
CCACUCACUAAAAAUGGUCUAGGUUACGUGCAUAUAUCAAAUAUCAGUGUGUGUUUUUAAGAAAAUUAAUAUAUUAUUAUCUAUCACACAAAUAAAUAUAUAUCUUAAAAAUAUUCCACAAAAAUAUAUAAUCAAAAUAAAAUAUUAAUUUACUAUUUAAAAUAGUGUUUAUAUAAUUGAAAAAAAAAAAAAAAAUUGUAAAGUUAUGUGGCGAGAUGGUAGAAUUGCAAUAUAUGCAAUUUGCCUUUUGGUAUUUCAGGUACGUUUAUCAAAUUCACGUACAUCCUGGAGAUUAAAUGCUGAUGGUAUUGUUAAAUCAACACAAUUUGCUACGUCAAAUGAUGAUGAUCCAAUAUUUGACAUACUUGCAAAUACUGUUAAUUUUAAUAAUGGUCCAGGAUGGAGUAAAAAUGCUGAAGGACAAGAUAAAUAUCAUGUUUUUUGCAAUGAAUAUGGAAAUAUUAUUGCUGGAACUCCAGAUCGACGAUAUGUGUCUCAUUCGAUGCAAGAGCCUUUGAAUAUUACUGAGACUUUAACAACAUCAACAUCAUCAUCAGCAGCAUCAGCUUCUUCAUCAUCAUCUGUAUCCGAUGAAUGUACAGCUGGUCAACAGUGUAAUGAUAUUGUAUUGGAUUGUGGAAAACCAGUUAAUCUUACAUAUUAUGAUAAUUUAGUUGGCAUUGCAAAUAGAAAUAAACAUCCACUAGUACCAGAGCCACAUGUUGCAUUGAUGUUUAAAAAAGGAAGUACUAAAAUUGAAGAUGUUGAUAUUGAUUUGUUGGAACGACGAUUAAAAAAAGCUAAAUUUGAGAAACCAAAGUCUGUACAAUUGUACAAUCAAAUUGGUAAUUUUUGGAGAAUUCGUGGUAAUGCACAAAGAUCAAUUGAAUGUUUUCGAAGAGCCCUAGCUGUAUCACCUCAUAAUGCUGAGGUUUUACUUAAUUUAGCAAGAGUUUUAAUGGUUCUUCAAUAUCUUGAUGAUGCAACAUAUCUAGCUAGACGUUCAUUGGAACUUCAACCACCUGAUCGUAAUGCAUGGGAACAAUACUUGACCCUUGGACAAAUAUUUAAAGCUUAUGGACAUCAUCAAGAGGCAGCUGUACAUCUUCGUCAUGCAUUAGAAUUAAAACCAGAUUUACCAGAUGCUGCUGAAGCACUGAAAGAAGUUGAAUCAUCACCAACUGUCGCAUUGCAACCAUACACUUUGUAUAUUAUUAUUGUUCUUACAUUAUUUGUGCUUGUUGCUGUGGUACAUUUAAUUCAUACAAAUUCAAAUACCAAUACGUCAAUUGAUCAAAUACAACCAUCAACAAAUCGUCAAUUUAAUCGUACAUUAUCAAUGCGUUCACUGCGAAUUCAUGUACCACGUAAUAAACGUUGUUAAAUAUUUUAUAAUAUCAAUUUAUCUAUUUGAUAAUCUUCAAAGAUAUAACACAAAUGAACAAAAAGGAUUUGAAAAACAAUGUGACAUCAUAAAAUAAUAAUAUUAAAAAACCCAAAGAAUUGUGAUAGAAUGUAAAGCAAACAUGACUUAUUAAUUUGCAAUUAUAAUUAAUUAAUAAUUACAAAAGAAAAAAAAAGUGUACUGAUAAAUAAUGGAUAUUUAUUAUAAUCAACGAUUUUAAAAAGAAAAAAAAAAAGUUAAUAAUAAUAAUACAGUACAUUAGUAUGUGAUAGUAAAAUAAAUUCUUCACUACCAUCAUUAUUAAUGUUUAAUAUUUAAUAAUUAUUAUAAUAUAUAUAUAAUUUUUUUUUCCUUUCUUUUCAUUUGUUUUAAUCUUUAAGUAUGAUACAGUCAUUUGGCUGGAUCAAUGUCACAACAGGUACAAGUAAUUUUUGUUUUUUGAAUAUGUUUUUUUUUUUUCUUUCAAUUGUUGGUUUGAUUUAUUUUUCAAAAAAAAAAAAAUAUACAUAGGAAUGAUAUUGUUAAUAAUAAUUGCAUUGCAAUUUUAAUUUAUUAUUGUUUUUUCUUUAUCAUCAUUGUUAAUAUUUUAUUUUAAUUCCAUUUAUGUUUUCUGUUUUCGUUCAAUAAAAUAAUUAUACAUUUUUUUUUUUGUUUUUCGUUUAUUAUUAUAUUGAUUGUUUAUUAUUAUUCUAGUUUUUAAUUAAUAUAUAUUUAUUAACGCUAACUUAUUUAUUUUUUACUGAUUAUUAACAUGCUAUCGAACUCAUGUAAAAUUAUAUUUUUUUUUUCUUUAUUAUUGCGUGAAUAACAAGUUUUAUUAGAACGUUUUUUUUUUUUUUUUUCUUUUUAAAUCUAAGCUUGGUCAUACCAAUAAUAAUGAUAAAUGUUUUUUUUUUUCUUUCAAAAUAUACAUAUUAUAAAUGCUCUCAUCAACAAUUGCAUUUUUAUAAUAAUAUACUAAAUUUGCACGAGAAAAAAAUGAUAUAAAAUGAAAAAAAAAAAAUCGUAAAUUGGAAAAAAAAAAAAAACGUAUUAUUUUUGUUUUAUUUUUAUUUACAAAGUAAUAACGUAAUUUUUAAUUAAUGCAGAUAUACAAGCCUGUCCUCCGGGUUUCCCAUAUAAAUAUAAUUUAAAACUAUAAUAAAAUAAUAUAUUUUUUUUACGUGUUAAUAAAACAUUCUUAGAUAAUUAAAAUACAAAGAAAAAAAAAAAAAAA